AUGGGUGAAGAAGUUGGUGAAAACAGCAAAAUGGCGGGUAUAGUUCAAGUUGAGUUUCAGAACACUAAGAUUAGUGUGGAAGUCCGCAGUCAGAACUUGUAUUAUCUGAAGGGGAGAACCGUGAUUGUCCAGGUUGCUUCAGCUAUUUCUGAGGCGGACAAUAGUAGACUUUGGCAUUAUAGACUGGGGCACAUAGGAAAGAAGUCACUACAGACACUGUGCAAGCAUGGGCUAUUGAAGGAAGCAAAGAGUGGAAAAGUUGAGUUCUAUAAGCACUGUGUUCUUGGCAAGAAGACAAAGGUGAAGUUUGGGACAACCAUUCAUAGGACGAGGGACAUCCUGGAUUAUGUGCACACAAAUAUUUGGGGUCCUACCAAUACUGCAUCACUUGGUGGUCGACAUUGA
This is a messenger RNA of Asparagus officinalis (garden asparagus), 405 nucleotides long. RefSeq lists its product as uncharacterized. The transcript is spliced from 2 exons. Bases 1 to 405 code for a protein of 134 amino acids. The record is from RefSeq and is a predicted model, not a curated record. NCBI's taxonomy places the organism in Eukaryota, Viridiplantae, Streptophyta, Magnoliopsida, Asparagales, Asparagaceae.